AUGCUUGGUCCAACUGGUCACGGAUCUCAGUAUAAGGAGAUUGGCCGUGCAAUAGCUACCUUGAUGGCUGAUGAGAUUUUCCACGACGUCGCGUACAAAGCUCGAAAUAAGGAGGACUUACUCGAUGGCGUUGACGAGUUUUUAGAUCAGGUUACGGUACUGCCACCUGGAGAAUGGGAUCCAACCAUUCGUAUAGAGCCACCAAAUCAAAUUCCUUCGCAAGAAAAAAGGAAACAGGUGGGUCAAGAGAUGCUUCUGGAAGGCGUUGAAAUGUCCAAAGGACCGGGGAAAGGAAAGGAAGAACUUGAAGAGGAAGGCCAUGGUAGCGACCCAGCAUUGAAGCGUACUGGUCGCUUAUUCGGUGGUUUAAUUCUGGACAUCAAGCGGAAGGCGCCUCAUUUCCUCAGUGACUUUACCGACGCACUGAACCUGCAAUGCUUGGCCACAGCAUGCUUCAUGUAUUUCGCCCUUUUGGCGCCAAUCGUCACAUUUGGUGGACUGCUUGAGGAAGCCACACACCAACGUAUGGCAGCAAUGGAAAAUAUUCUUGGAGACUACGGUGUCGUACUUCUCGGAGUUACGACACCACUGGAACACUGCAGAUACGUUGGUGCCGAAUAUGCAGGAACGACUUGCUAUCCAUUGUACGACAAGCUGCUGAUGUCUGUCCUCCUCACAAUUGGGACGUUCACUUUGGCUAUUACUUUCAAGAGGAUGCGCAACUCAUGCUAUUUCCCGUCACGAGUUAGGCAGAUAUUCAGCGAUUUUGCAGUCAUGAUAUCCAUUGUCAUAAUGACCUUCAUCGAUAUGUCGGCUGGUGUGAACACUCCAAAGCUGCAUGUGCCGGGCACGUUCCGUCCUACCUGGGAUGGACGAGAUUGGUUUAUUCCUCCAUUCGAUGGAAAUCCAUUUUGGACUGCUCCUCUGGCAGCUUUACCUGCUUUGCUAGCGUGCAUUCUGAUAUUCAUGGAUCAGCAAAUCACCACUGUUAUCGUAAACCGGAAGGAAAACAAGCUGAAAAAGGGAUGUGGCUACCAUUUGGAUUUACUCGUGUUGGCUAUUCUCAUACUUAUCGUCGGUGUGCUUGGUUUACCGAUUUACGUAGCUGCGACUGUGCUCUCAAUCAACCACAUCAAUUCGCUGAAGGUGGAAAGUGACUGCAAAGCUCCCGGAGAAGUAGCUCAAUUUGUUGGUGUACGGGAACAACGUGUAACUGGUAUAGUGACAUUUGUUAUGAUCGGUUUAUCCGUGCUGAUCACCAACUUCCUUGCAAAAAUUCCGAUGCCUGUUUUAUACGGAGUGUUUCCUGUAUAUGGGUAUAUCGGCUCUGGGUGGUAUUCAACUGUUCGACCGUAUUCUUCUACUUUUGAUGCCGAUGAACCCGAUACAAUCUACAUUCGUCACGUGCCUAUCAAGAAGAUUCAUUUGUUCACAGCGUUCCAAGUUGGAUGUCUAGCAGUUCUUUGGACGGUGAAAUCUAUCAAGACCACCUCGCUCACAUUCCCAAUCAUGUUGGUUGUGAUGGUCGCUGUGAGGAAGCUGAUGGAGAAAUUCUUCACUACGACUGAUUUGAAGUACUUGGAUGACCCGAUGCCCGAUUUCCAUCUCAGAAAGAAGGAGGAUCUGAAGAGACGACAGAGUGUAGAAACGGUUGACAUAGAGCUUGAGGACAAUCAGGCGACUAUCCAUGCAGUGAAGACAGAGGCGCAUCUCCACAUUCCAAUGGCUAGUGGCAACGUGAUCAAGAUUCCGUUGGCAGCCAUUCAAGAACCGAGUCAUUCGAUCAAUAUGACGAAAGAAGUCAAUAGCAGCGGUAUGUGGAAGCACAUUAGUUCGCGCGACUCGAAAAAUUCCCUCGAUAAGGAAAUGCCGAAGACUGCAGUG
Ostertagia ostertagi is the source of this 1884-nucleotide messenger RNA. Lineage: Eukaryota; Metazoa; Nematoda; Chromadorea; Rhabditida; Trichostrongylidae. The record is from the annotation of a GenBank genome assembly.